CUCAUCCCAAUGGACAUAUACCAUUGCGCAAUGGGUUGACGGUGAGGCUAGGGGGGUGGACAUUAGCUAAGCAGCACAGUGGUAGGUACUUUGGGGAAAGGCUGACGAGAGAGAGAAGGUGACCAGCUAACUACAGACAUGCACACUCUGUACCAGAACACGAGAACAGUUGAACGGACAUCAUGGAGCAGUCCUUGGCACCUGGCUUGUUUACUGGGCAUACUCAGCUUCCUGGGGUCUGUCACACCCCUCCAUGUAGCUCCUGUGACGAUGGGCCUCCGCUCCUCCUUCUCGGCCACACGGACCAAUAGCAUCCUAGGAGGCACCCAGAAGGCUGUGACCUUCAACAGGCUCCUGGUCAACGCAGGAAGUGACUUCAACCCAGACACCGGCCACUUCCGCUGCAGAAUCCCUGGGGCUUAUUACUUCUCUUUCACAGUGGGGAAAUAUCCCAAGAAGAUGCUAUCUGUCAUACUGGUGAAGAAUGGGCAGGAGGUGCAGGCUAUGGCCUACGAUGACUACAAAAAGAAAGGGCGGAAGGUCCAGAGUCAAAGUGUCAUGAUCAGCCUGAGGGCCAUGGACACAGUGUGGCUGAUGCUGCAGGACAGUCCUCAGCAUGCUCUCUACAGCACCGCUGGCCCUUACAUUACCUUCACCGGUUACCUGGUGUACCCCGACAUSCCAACACCUGGCUAUCUCAACAACCACCUAUCCCUGCCAGGGCAGCCUUACCCCAACCCCAACUGCCUUCCUCCUGGAGACCACAGGCAUGGCUUGAGCGGUAGUGCUAAGGCCCCUGAAGAGCCUCGCUCUGCCUUUUCCGUGGCCAGGACAUCCCCGGUCCUGGGGGAGAAUGGUGGCGGGCACCAGGAGAAGGAGCCUCUGACCUUCGACGUGGAGUACGUCAACAUUGGAGCGCACUUCAACAAGACGUCGGGCCGCUUCACCUGCCGCUACCCUGGGGCCUACUACUUUGCCUUCACGGUGGGGAAGCAUCCGCACAGGGCAGUGUCAGUCAAGCUGAUGACGGGCCACGGCGAGGUGCAGGCCAUGGUGUUCGACGAGGACAUGUCCAGAAGGAGGGAGAUGCAGAGCCAGAGUCUGCUGCUGCCGCUGCGUAGAGGGGACACUGUGUGGCUCUACAGCCAGCAGGAUGAGCGCUAUGCCGUCUACAGCAACCAGGGACGCUACACCACCUUCUCAGGCUUCCUGGUCUACCCAGACGCUGAGCCCACCACCACAGCCAGCCAGGACCAGGACAGAACUCACGUCUGAGGGCUCUGAGUUCUUCAAAACACACUGGACCCUCCUUCAAAUGUACAUGGUGCUAUGGUUACAAAACCAAAGUUGUGAAAGUGCGAAUGCUUUAAAGGCUUUGUGUAGAACCGCUGCAGUCACUUUCUGGGUGUGGAUUGAACAACAACAGCAGCAACCGCUGAAAAAUGGGGCAAAGAUGUACAUAUCUUAUACACAGAUACACAUUUGUUUGCUCUUCUAUUGAUUAAAUAGCAAUUUCCUUUGAAGUAUUAUAUCAUUCCACAAGAUGGUGUUGUGAGUCAUUUUUUGUUGUUGAUACAUCGACAAGCUUAUGACUUUAUCACACAUAAUCAUGUAAUGUUUCUUAUUAUAAGCACAUUUUCUGUAAAACGAUGGAAAAUGUUAUGUUUUGUGUUUGGCUGUGUUCAAACCAAAGUUAUAGGCAAUAUGUUAGUAUAUGAUGCUGGACCAUCAGGAUUCCUUGGAUACCUCAUGAAUCUCAUUGACUUUUUUUUCUCAUUCACCAAAGGAUAUGAGUUAUAAUAAGUAGAGCUGUCCUAUGUAAUCUUUAUAUAUACACAGACUUUUUUAGUGACAGAAUUAUAUAUCCUUACUGAGCAGAUGUUUAUGCAAGUCUCAGAACUCAUAAAACCAUUUAAUACUUUAACUUCUGUAGUGAUUGCACUGAGUAGAGACUACUGUGUAAAUACUGUAUAGUUUGCCUGACUGACUGUAUGGAGUUAGAUAACCUGAAUGUGAUGUAGUUAUAAUUGUUUGAUCUAUUCUGAAUGCAUAGUGAUUAAAGGUCAAUUUACAAGAUUA
This is a messenger RNA of Salvelinus sp. IW2-2015, 2079 nucleotides long. Its product is annotated as complement C1q tumor necrosis factor-related protein 4-like. Gene Ontology annotation, molecular function: protein binding. NCBI's taxonomy places the organism in Eukaryota, Metazoa, Chordata, Actinopteri, Salmoniformes, Salmonidae. The record is from RefSeq and is a predicted model, not a curated record.